Molecule: messenger RNA, 589 nt
Organism: Aaosphaeria arxii CBS 175.79
Lineage: Eukaryota; Fungi; Ascomycota; Dothideomycetes; Pleosporales
Exons: 1
Coding region: 89-421 (110 amino acids)
Source: RefSeq, a predicted model, not a curated record
UCGGCGCGCCUCCGAUAGGACGUUUUUUGCUGUAUGUACGGAAUGGUUAUUGCAUGGUUUGGUAGUUAAGCUCAUUGCGGGACAUAUCAUGCACAUGCUCGCGCGCGAUCGGGCCUUUUUUUUUUCUUCUUCUUCCCUUUCGACGAUCGAUGAUCUGCAUAGUUGUUGUUUGAGAGGGUGUGUGGGUGUGGGUGUGUCAUUGGGGGGUGACUACCUAGGUAUAAAAGGAGGGCUUGUGAUCGUUUUCUACAUUAGAAAUUCAUGCAUGGGAUUUCCUUUUUUUCUGGCAACACAAUACACGAAUUUCUCACAACAGCUAUUUGUUCAUUGUAGCUCCUUGCAUUGCUGGUACGUGGUAUUCGGGGCCUCUGUUUUUGUGAAGACCAUUUUCCAGUCUCAAAGUACCAGGGAUAGAAUAUGAAGAGAAGAAGAAAGAGGAGGAAACAUUCAGUACAAUGGAUGGAGGAAAGAAGAAAAGUAUAUGGGGUAUAGAAUUGGUAUCUCGCCGCAAAACAAUCGCACAUCACCGUCUACGAUAGAAGGAAAGGAGGAUACAAGAGAAAAGAGAAAAAGAAGACCCAGGAAGGAA